AUGCCUGCUGCUCUAUCGUGUGGGUGGCACUUCUACUUCUUCUUUUUCUUCUGCUUCUUUUUCUACUACUACUUCUUCUUCUACUUCUUCUACUUUUUCUUCUUCUUCUUCUACUCCUGCGUCGACAUCAACGUGGAUGUCAUCAUUGAGACCAAGGCCAAAUUCUACGUUUCCGCUCCGAGACAUCUCUCUUUGGGACCUCUGUUGUUCGGCGGCUCAAAGAACAAUUUUCUCGCGGUCGCCAAUGAGCAAGGCACUAUAAAGCAUUGCUGGCCUCUUCACAAUUGCAACAUUAUACCUUUACGCAUCUUGCACUACGGCUCAAUUCUUGAGCUCCAAGACUCUAAAUUCUUCCCGGGCCGCUACUAA
Molecule: messenger RNA, 369 nt
Organism: Clonostachys solani
Lineage: Eukaryota; Fungi; Ascomycota; Sordariomycetes; Hypocreales; Bionectriaceae
Source: the annotation of a GenBank genome assembly